UUUCUUUCUGUUUCACCCUUCAAUCUACGUGUUUUCCUAUUGGUCAGAGAGCAGUAAUGCUUUUCUGCAAUUGGUUUUCUGCUGUCUAGCUGACGUCAAGCCGGGUAUUUGUGGAAAGAAACCGGAACGGAGCGUCUAGAACCUGGAGGGCGGGCUGUGUGGGGGGUUGCUAUCUGCUGCUGGGUCCAGGAACCCAAAGCCGGGGGCUCCCACCGGGUUAAGGCCUGGAGCUGGACAGCUGUAUGUGAACUGGGCCCAGUGCUUGGUACCGGCGGCCUAGGCUGGUCAAGCCCGGCUGAGCCUCGAUGCCAGUUUGAGGGGAGGGGGGUGCUAUCCGCAGUAUCGAAAAGGAGAGUGACGGCCACUGAUCCGGAUCCCCGAGAGUCCUGCUAUCGCCAUGCUGUGCUACGUGACCAGGCCCGACUCGGUGGUGAUGGAAGUGGAGGUGGAUCCGAAAGCGAACGGCGAGGACUGUCUGAACCAGGUCUGCCACAGGCUCGGCAUUAUAGAGGAUGACUAUUUGGGUCUGCAGUACUCUGCGAACAAGGGGGAGACUCUGUGGUUGAACCUGAGGAACAGAAUCUCUCAACAGAUCGAAGGGAUGCCUCCUUAUAGAUUCAAACUCCGAGUUAAAUUUUUUGUGGAACCUCAUCUUUUACUUCAGGAGCAAACUAGGCAUCAAUUUUUUCUGCAUGUCCGGGAUGACCUCCUAAACGGACGCCUGCUCUGUUCGCCAGAGCAGGCUCUGGAUUUGAGUGCACUUCUAGCACAAGUAGAAUUCGGAGACUACAAUCAAAACACUGUCAAGUAUUGUUAUGAAGACCUCUGUGCGAAUGAAUUAAACACCAGCACUUUGAACAGUAUUGUUGUGAAACACAAGGAAUUGGAAGGAAUGAGUCCAUGCAGAGCUGAGUACCGGCUUCUCCAGAUUGCAUGCACGCUGGAACACUAUGGUGUGGAAUGGCAUUCGGUAAAGGAUGGUGAUGGACAGAAGUUGAUGAUUGGAGUGGGUCCUGAUGGCAUAUCUGUCUGCAAAGAAAACUUGAACCUAAUUAACAGGAUUUCAUACCCUAUUAUCCAGAUGGCUACUCAAUCUGCAAAAAAUGUUUACCUUACAAUCACAAGGGAGUCUGGCAGCAGUACAGUCCUAAUAUUGAAGCUGAUCAGCACUAGAGCAGCAAGUGCCCUUUAUCGUGCGAUAACUGAAACCCAUGCAUUUUACAGGUGUGAUACUGUGACCAAUGCUGUCAUGAUGCAAUACAGCAGAGACUUCAAGGGCCAUCUUGCUUCUUUGUUUCUCAAUGAAAGUAUCAAUCUGGGUAAGAAAUAUGUUUUUGACAUCAAACGCACAUCCAAGGAGGUGUAUGACCAUACACGAAGAGCUUUGUAUCAUGCUGGCAUUGUAGACUUUGUUCCACACAAUCGAGAUGGCCAGAACUCUCCACUUAAAUCUUCAGAGCAUGAAUUGAACUGUAACAGUUGUGAAGGGGAGAGCUGCCAGCAAAGUCAGGUGCUUCAAGAAAAGAUUCGAAAACUUAAAGAAGCGUUAUUGUGCAUGGUCUGUUGUGGUGAGGAGAUUAAUACUGCCUUCUGCCCCUGUGGACACAUGGUUUGCUGUGGUUCUUGUGCUAAUCAGCUACAGGCCUGUCCAGUUUGUCGAUCUGACAUUGAUCACAUUCAGCAAGUAUUCUUGCCCACGUGUGCCAGUCUUCUCAACCUCUCUGUAAUUUGAACAUUUAUGGGUCAGCAGGUCUGACUGUAUGAUUUUCAGUGAUGUACAUUACAGAAGAAACUAGAAAGCACUCCUAUGUUUGGUCACACAAAUGCAGCAGCUUGUUCUGGCUCCCUUUUUCUGUUCUGUGGAUUAUGAAAGGUUUUGGCAGGACUAUUCCAAAACACUGAAGAUUCUUGAACAAACCUCUGCCACAGAUGGUAUUGUAAGGCUGGGCAGCUUUAAAGCCAACUGCUAAACUCUAUCAGUUGACAAGAAAAUUUUGUACUGUAGUAUUUUCUUCCAGAAGCUUGUAAUGGAGAAGUAAUGACACUGCCUCAGCAAUUUUCUUUAGCUGAAUCUUAUUUUGUUUCUUGGAUUAUUCAUCCAUAGUGUUAGAACUUUUAUGUUUUGACAUGCUUUUUAAAAAUAAGUUUAUUUUUAACCUUUUUGUAAUUUCACAUGUAAAUGACACCAAAAUUAACAGCAUUGGUGCAAUGGAGCAGAAUUAUUUGCAGCGUGUAAUAGCUUUAUUUGUCCUUCAACAUAUUGCAGGGUGGAAAAUAUUGUAUGUUAAACCUGUUUUUAAAUUCUGAACAUUGUCUACAGCAGAAGUACUUUUUUUAAUUCUGCAAUAUGCAAAUCCAGUUGUUCUGUACAACUUCUCCCUGCCUACUCCUACACCCACCAAAAAGACAUGACAAAAAUGCUGAAGUAUGACUACAAGGAGUUGUUGUUUUUAAAAACUAGGUUUGUUACUGAAAUUCUCCACCCUGAAGCGCAUGGUCAGUAUAUCUUUCAGAUGCAAAGACUGUGUGUGUGUGUGUGUGUGUGUGUGUGUGCUAGGAAUAAUCUACAGUGUCACUUUAUUAAGGAAUUUCCAAAAUGUAUUAUUCAUAGGGUUGCCUUAAUGUAGCAGCAAUGAUUAGAUUCCAUCUGUUUCUGUACAGAUCAGGUUCUUUGCACAAUGUUUCAGACUUUAAAAAUAUAUAUUGUUGAUUUGUCAUGUUAGUGCGUAGCCUCUUGCUGAAAGGGAUAUCUAUUUUUUCACUUUGUAUAAAUUAGGUUUAUUUCCAUUUCAAGAAAAUUGCCUAAGCUACACUUAACUCUGACUUUUUAUAUUCUUUUUUAAUUAAAAAAUGUCAAUAAAAGUUUUUUGUAUUAAUUGAA
Molecule: messenger RNA, 2881 nt
Organism: Rhincodon typus (whale shark)
Lineage: Eukaryota; Metazoa; Chordata; Chondrichthyes; Orectolobiformes; Rhincodontidae
Gene: mylipa
Product: myosin regulatory light chain interacting protein a
Exons: 7
Coding region: 398-1732 (444 amino acids)
Biological process (GO): ubiquitin-dependent protein catabolic process
Cellular component (GO): cytoskeleton
Molecular function (GO): ubiquitin-protein transferase activity; cytoskeletal protein binding
Source: RefSeq, a predicted model, not a curated record